UGUAUCGACAGUUUGAAUCACAUACUAUGAUCCACCAUCAGAAUGAAGAAUGCUAAUAGUUUGCUCAUGAAUUGAAGUCUAACAAUAAUCUCGGAUUUUCCACAGUCGAUCCAAUGGACAAAUCAGUGCAGUUGUCCUCCCCAUUGAGAGUGCAGGAAGGAUUACAUUCAAGAACUGAGGAUGCUCCUGUGAAAAAGAAAAGGACUAAUAAGGGUGGAUGGAAAAUAAUGCCUUUUAUUAUAGGAAAUGAGGGUUGUGCAAAUCUUGCAACGGCCAGCUUAUCUGCUAACCUGGUGGUGUUCUUGAUACAACAAUAUAAGCUGGAUCAGCUUGAAGCUGCAAAGAUUUCAAACAUCUGGGGAGGAAUAAAAGAUAUAUCACCCAUUCUUGGUGCUAUUGUGGCGGAUUCUUAUCUAGGAAGGUUUUGGACAAUCCUCGUGGCCUCUUUCACUUACAUAAUGGCAAUGGUACUUGUGACAAUCAUGUCUGCAGAUAUAGAACGAAUAAGGGGAACUGGAUAUGGCCUUGCACUGCUUUAUAUAUUUCUGACAUUAACGGUUGUGGGCACAGGUGGGGUGCAGUCAUCUUCCAUAGCCUUCGGUGCAGAACAAUUUGACAGCAAAGAUGAGGAGGAUAGGAAAAAUCAGCAAAGCUUCUUCAAUUGGUAUUAUUGUGGAGCUACUGUGUCUAUCAUGCUGGGCAUGACCUUUGUUGUUUAUCUACAAAGUAAUGUUAGCUGGAAAUGGGGAUUCGGUGUGGCUACUAUACUCAUGAUUAUAUCCACUGUCCUUUUCUCGCUUGGAACCAAGUAUUAUGUCAUGGUCAGUCCACAAGGCAGUGCCUUCACUGGGUAUCUUCAAGUGAUUGUUGCAUCUAUUAGAAAGAGAAACCUGGUUUUGCCUUCUGAUUCAAGAGAAUUAUAUGACGUGCCUCUAGAUAAAGAAAAAGUUGAUCUGAAACUCUUUUCAACAGAUAUCUUCAAGUUUUUCAACAAGGCAGCCAUAAUCAGUAGAGAAGAUUAUAUGGAGCCCGGCUCCAUGCCCAAUCCAUGGAAGCUCUGCCCAGUUCAGAAAAUAGAAGAGCUCAAAUCAGUGAUAAGAAUAUUACCCAUCUGGAGCACAGUAAUAUCAGUCUCCAUCAUCUUGGGGGGCAGCGCUAGCACAUACAUGGUAUACCAGGCAAUGAUUAUGAACUUAAAUCUGGGCCCCCAUUUCAAAAUGCCAAUAGCCUCUAUUAGCGCCUUUGUCCUCUUAACCAUAUCCAUUUGGCUGCCCAUCUAUGACAAACUCAUAAUACCAUUUUUCCGCAGCUUAACAAACAGAAGUGAAGGCAUUACCUUAAUUGAAAGGAUCGGAACAGGCAUUUUCAUCUCAGUGAUCACCAUGGUGGUAGCAGGACUGGUAGAAAUCAAGCGUAAAAAUAGUGGGAAACCCAUCUCUGUGUUUUGGCUGGCACCACAGUAUUCUCUGCUAGGCCUGGCUGAGGCCUUUUGUGGCGUUGGUAUGGUGGAAUUCUUGUAUGUGCAGUUUCCCACGAGCAUGAGAAGUACUGCCGUGGCGUUGUACUGGAGUGGCAUGGGCAUAGGUUCGUUUCUCAGCAGUGUUGUUAUUACAGUUGUGCACAAUGCCACUGGUGGGAACAGAAGAAAUGCUAGGCUGAAUGAAAACCUAAAUGAUGGACGUCUCGAGUAUUUUUAUUGGUUUUUUGCAGGCCUUGGUCUGCUUGAUUUUUUUUAUUUUCUUCUUUGUGCAAGGCUGGUGAGACACUCCAGGAGUUGCAGCAACGAUUCUGAUCAACAGAAGGAAAACGAACAAGUAUCACUAUCUAUCUAAAGUUAGAUAUCAUAUGUUUGAUCUAAGCAUUCUGUCCUGCUUUAAGCAUAGCUUAAGGCAAGGCAUUUGAAGAUAAAUAAACUUGAGCACGAGUGGUUUCACAUGUUUUCUAAGACCAUACUGUCAACAUUGCAUCACCAAAUGUGAUGUUAAAAGACAGAAGCUGGUUGUGCUGGAUAUUUCAGGGUCAGCUUUAAACUACACAUUAAGUAAUAUAUUAAGUUUAGAGAAUGCUAGUCAAUUCUGAGUGUUUAACAAUUUUUAGUCUAGAAGUGUAUACUUAGUGUGACCACAUACAUUAAGCAACAUAUUAAGCCUAGAAUUGUCAGUCAACUCUGAGUGUUUUAAGAUUUUUAAGCCUAGAAGUGUAAGCUUAGUGUGUGCGGUUUAAGCUAUUCCAUAUUAAGCCUAGAAAAUGUGAGUCAACUCUGAGUGCUUUAACACUUUUAAGCCUAGAAGUGUAAGCUUAGUGUGUGUGGUUUAAGCCAUUCCAUGUUGGAGCCCUUACAAAUGUUUGACCAUCAGUUUGACCAUAUAGCUUACAAUAAUAUAGCUUAUAUGGUACCAAGUGUGAUGU
Messenger RNA from Cryptomeria japonica (Japanese cedar), 2409 nucleotides. Its product is annotated as protein NRT1/ PTR FAMILY 2.13. Lineage: Eukaryota; Viridiplantae; Streptophyta; Pinopsida; Cupressales; Cupressaceae. The coding region runs from base 114 to 1832 and encodes 572 amino acids. Gene Ontology annotation, molecular function: transmembrane transporter activity. The record is from RefSeq and is a predicted model, not a curated record. Gene Ontology annotation, biological process: transmembrane transport. The transcript has 4 exons. Gene Ontology annotation, cellular component: plasma membrane.